This is a messenger RNA of Hippoglossus stenolepis (Pacific halibut), 5382 nucleotides long. RefSeq names its product TAF2 RNA polymerase II, TATA box binding protein (TBP)-associated factor (gene taf2). Gene Ontology annotation, cellular component: transcription factor TFIID complex. NCBI's taxonomy places the organism in Eukaryota, Metazoa, Chordata, Actinopteri, Pleuronectiformes, Pleuronectidae. Bases 401 to 4108 code for a protein of 1235 amino acids. Gene Ontology annotation, molecular function: chromatin binding; RNA polymerase II general transcription initiation factor activity; transcription cis-regulatory region binding. The record is from RefSeq and is a predicted model, not a curated record. The transcript has 27 exons. Gene Ontology annotation, biological process: transcription initiation at RNA polymerase II promoter.
ACGCAGGAGGUCAGAGGUCACAAAGAAAAUGGCGGAACCCAGCGGAGCGGCGCUCGCUUCUCUUCCUGCAGCCGAACACAGAGCGGUUUUUUGAAUGUUGUGGCCGCUUCAGCCUCUCGCUGGGGACCUGCUCUCUUCUACAACACCCACUGCUGCUCAUGGCGGACUCGCGUUAAGGAAACGUCCUCCGUGGCUGCAGUGAAACCAGUGGAAACAACCCGAGGCUCAUCACAGGGACUCUAACCCAGAGGACACCGUUUACUUAUUAAAGUGGACUUUUUGCAGGUUGCGGCUGAAUGUGAAGCUAGCGGAGUGUUAGCUUCGCCCGGCUGACAGAGAGGAAGCACACGGAGCAGUGGAACAGCGGCAUGUUGCGACUUCAUCACAACAACCAGUGAAGAUGAACAGGAAGAAGGAUAAAGGGUUUGAGAGCCCGCGACCAUUCAAAUUGACCCAUCAGAUGGUGUGUAUCAACAACAUCAACUUCCAGAGGAAAUCUGUCAUCGGCUAUGUCGAGCUGACCAUCUUCCCCACUGUGGUCAACCUGAACAGGAUCAAGCUCAACAGUAAACAGUGCCGCAUUUACAGGGUCCGAGUCAAUGAACUUGAAGCCCCGUUCAUUUACAAUGACCCCACACUGGAGGUGUGCCACCAUGAGUCCAAGCAGAGGAACCUCAACUAUUUCUCUAGUGCUUACACAGCAGCAGUGAGUGCUGUGGACCCGGAUGCAGGACACGGGGAGCUGGUCAUCAAGGUGCCCUCUGAACUCUGGAAACAAGGAGAUGAUUUGAAAGUUUUAAAGGUGUACAUAGAAUUCUCACUGGACCAGCCAAAAGGAGGUCUCCACUUCGUUGUUCCUGAUGUGGAGGGCACCAUGGCAGAGAGAGGAGCUCAUGUGUUUUCCUUUGGAUACCAGAACUCCACCAGAUUCUGGUUCCCCUGCGUGGACUCCUACUCAGAGCUGUGUACGUGGAAGCUGGAGUUCACUGUUGAUGCUUCCAUGGUGGCAGUGUCCUGUGGUGAUCUGGUGGAGACCAUGUACACCAAUGACAUGAGGAAGAAGACUUAUCACUAUGUCCUCCCCAUUCCCACGGCAUCCCCUAACAUCUCCCUGGCUGUGGGGCCCUUUGAAAUCCUUGUGGACCCCUACAUGCACGAGGUGACCCACUUCUGUCUGCCGCAGCUGUUGCCACUGCUCAAACACUCCAUGUCAUACCUGCAUGAGAUUUUUGAGUUCUAUGAAGAGAUCCUGACGUGCCGUUACCCUUAUUCCUGCUUCAAGACUGUGUUUGUGGAUGAACCCUAUGUGCAAGUGUCCUCUUAUGCAUCCAUGAGCAUCUUUAGUACCAACCUGCUUCACAGUGCUAUGAUCAUAGACCAGACCCCACAGACUCGUCGUUGUCUGGCCCAGGCCUUGGCUCAGCAGUUCUUUGGUUGUUUCAUCUCCAGGAUGUCAUGGGCUGAUGAGUGGGUGUUGAAGGGAAUCUCAGGCUACAUCUACGGCCUCUACCUGAAGAAAACCUUUGGAGUCAAUGAGUAUCGACACUGGAUAAAAGAGGAGCUGGACAGGAUUGUGGACUAUGAACUAAAGAUGGGAGGGGUCCUGUUGCACCCAACCUUCAGUGGAGGCAAAGAGAAAGACAAUCCAACUCCACACCUUCACUUCUCCAUCAAGCACCCCCACACGUUGUCCUGGGAAUACUACAAGAUGUUCCAGUGUAAAGCCCACCUGGUGAUGAGGUUGAUAGAGAACAGGAUCAGCAUGGAGUUCAUGUUGCAGGUUUUCAACAAGCUCCUGAGUUUGGCCAGUACGGCCUCAUCCCAGAAGUAUCAGAGUCACAUGUGGAGCCAGAUGCUUCUGUCUACUCACGCUUUCCUCAAAUCCAUCUCCAAUGUCUCUGGCAAAGACAUAGGCCCGCUGAUCAAACAAUGGGUAGACCAGAGUGCUGUGGUGAAAUUCUUUGGAAGUUUUGCCUUUAACAGGAAGAGGAACGUGUUAGAGCUGGAGAUCCGUCAGGACUACACAUCAUCUGGAACUCAGAAAUAUGUGGGUCCCAUCAAGGUGACAGUGCAGGAGCUGGAUGGGUCCUUCAAACACACACUGCAGAUAGAGGAAAACAGCCUCAAACAUGACAUCCCCUGCCACUCCAAGAGCAGACGUGUUAAGUUUUUGUUAGUUUUGUGUGAUUCUCUUCCCAGAAACAAGAAAAAGAAGAUCCCUCUGGUGAAUGGAGAGGAGGUGGACAUGGAUUUGUCAGCUAUGGACGCUGACUCUCCUCUCCUCUGGAUCCGGAUUGACCCCGACAUGUCCAUUCUGCGGAAGGUGGAGUUUGAGCAGGCUGACUUCAUGUGGCAGUAUCAGCUGCGCUAUGAGAGGGAUGUAGUUGCACAGGAGGAGUCUAUCUUGGCGCUGGAGAAGUUCCCAACUCCUGCCUCCAGACUGGCUUUGACUGACAUCUUAGAGCAAGAACAGUGUUUCUACAAAGUCCGCAUGCAGGCCUGCUUCUGUUUGGCCAGGAUAGCCAAUUCUAUGGUGAGCACAUGGCAGGGCCCACCCGCUAUGAAGUCCCUGUUCACCAGAAUGUUCUGCUGUAAGAGUUGCACCAACAUUGUCAAGACCAACAGCUUCAUCAGCUUCCAGAGCUACUUCCUACAAAAGACGAUGCCUGUUGCCAUGGCACUACUCAGAGAUGUUCAGAACCUCUGUCCCAAAGAUGUCCUCAACUUUAUACUUGACCUCAUCAAGUAUAACGACAACAGAAAAAACAAAUUCUCGGACAACUACUAUCGGGCACAAUUGAUUGAAGCACUGACCAACUCUCUGACCCCAGCCAUCAGCAUCAACAAUGAGGUGCGGACAGUGGACAAUUUAAAUGCUGACGUCCGUCUCAUCUUGGAGGAGAUCACCCGAUUCCUUAAUAUGGAAAAACUGCUCCCCAGCUUCAGGAACACCAUCACUGUCAGUUGUCUGAGAGCAAUUCGGGAGCUUCAGAAGAACGGCCAUAUUCCCAGCGACCCAUCACUGUUCAAGUCCUACGCUGAGUUUGGACAUUUUGUAGAUGUUCGCGUCGCUGCCUUGGAGGCUCUGGUGGACUAUACAAGAGUGGAAAGAAGUGCAGCAGACCUGCAGUGGCUGCUCGCCAUGGUCCAGAACGACCCAACUCAUUAUGUCAGACAUAAGGUCCUGAGCAUGCUCGGUAAGAAUCCACCUUUCACAAAGACAUCAGACUCCCCUCUGUGCAAUGAAGCACUGGUUGACCAACUGUGGAAGCUCAUGAACUCAGGUACCUCGCAUGACUGGCGGCUACGCUGCGACGCAGUGAACCUCUACUACGCAUUGUUUGGUCUGACCCGUCCUUCGUGUCUGCCACUGCCAGAGUUGGGCCUCGUGCUCAACCUGAAGGAGAAGAAAGCCGUGCUCAACCCGACCAUCAAGCCUGAGCUGGGGGUCAGUGGUGGUAUGGAGACACCUGCCAGUAUAGGUAUCCAUGGAGUUGGCAUGUGUUACACAGCUGUUGACGAAGAGCCGGAUCCUAUUUCAUUGGGGGUGUGUGGGGUGGGUCAGCCACCUCUCGGCCUGAAGAGGAAGGCUGAGACCCCGCUGGGCUCCCCCCCAGAGCCGGGACAGGUACUGCAGCAGCAGGAAGACGAAGGCAGGGCAGGGCGCUACAAGAUCAGAGUAAAGGAUCUUUCCUUUCCCCCAAAAUUUAACACCAUGGAAGAAGAAGAUAUCGAUAUGGAGACUGUUCAUGAUAGUCAGGCCUUCAUCCACCAACAUCUUAAUCUGAUGGAAAGACCCUCUACACCAGGUAAAGAGCCGCUGUCAGUCGAACAGUCCAUGCUCUCCAUGCCCGCCACGCCAGUGCCCUCCUUCACCAAAGAGACCACCUCCACCUCGUCUAAACACGGCAGCGAGCACAGCCACCACCAUCACCACCACCACCACCACCACGAGCACAAGAAGAAGAAGAAGAAGCACAAGCACAAACACAAGCACAAGCACAAACAUGAAAGCAAGGAGAAGGAACGAGAGCGGGACAACUCACACGUUUACAGCAACAGCCCAGCCAGCGGCAGAUCCCUGCGCUCGCCAUCUCUGUCCGACUAAUAAUCCGAGAGAAACGAUGUUACCUGGAUACAACCAUCGCCUGCUUGCAUCAUGAGAACAGUGACACAAAGUGGAGGCAAAGCAUGUUCAGUUGAACUAAAUAUUUGUUACUCCGAAUGAGGCAGAAUCAUUCCGACAAAAUGUUGAAGAAAAGAAUCACGUCCAAGUGUAGUUAUAGAUGGAAAGAAGCAGCAGUAGUGCAUGUUGCCUCCGAAGAGGAAGUGUUAGUGCAGUGUCGUCAAGGUAAACCUUGUUUCUUCAAACACACACACACACAAACACACACUGGUGCUGGUGUGGGUGGACUCUACUGGAAGCAACCGUCUGGCUGGGGCGUGCAACCACAUUCACCUUUUUCCACCAACAGUCAAAUACAGACUUAUCCCACCUCAUACAGCCGCCCCUGCUGCAUGGACACCACUCUGGUCUGCCUCAUCCCCACAGCUGAAUCCCAGCAUUCAGUGCGUGGCUUCUGAGGGGAAACCAGGCUGUUGGCGGUGAAGAUUUGACCAUCCUGCCUCGACUGAGCCUCGAGUGACUCAUCAUCCUGCACAGGACAUUUCAUCGUCUGCUCACUGGUGAAAAUUCAACAAAAACAACAAUUUUUACUGUAUUGUACAAUUAAAACUCAAGUUAUACUAGUGUUUUUUUUAAUACCUUUUGUUUCCCAACUGCCAUCAUUUUUAAAGGUGCUUUUAUAUCAUUGAAGGUUUUGACUAGAUUGAAUCCAGCUCCACGAAGACAUUUACACUGGGUUUACUCUGGCACUGUUUCCUGGGGUUGAUGAUGUGGUUUUAAAAAACAUCCAGAAUUCACCAUUGAGAUGACCAGACCGGUGUUGAUCAUGUAACUCAUAUGUUUCAAAAAAUGUUUUUUUAUUAAAUCAGUCGGUUUCAUCUUGUUUUUUCUACAGACAAAUAAAAUCGUAGUAUUCAUAUAAACAUUCUUGACUCUGGUUAAUUAGUCCUGUCAGCAUUAAUUCCUUUAUAGUACAUGUGAACUUCCCAGUUAGUGCUUGUGUAAGUAGAUACAAGUUCCCGUCAGCUUGUCCUUAAUAACCUCUAGAAAGCCCUGAGACGAUCUUUAAGAUGGAUCUGUACUGUAGAUCAGAAACUGCAAAUGACAGAAAUAAGUGAAAGAGAGAAAAGUUCAAAGUAGAAUCCAAAGGCUUCAAGGGAAAUGAAGGAUUGGAACGUAGACCUCAUUUUUUUUACAUUAUGUGUUCAUUUGUUAAUUUGCCUUUAAAAUAAAUUGGAUGGAAUCAUCAAUUUUUA